UUUCGAGAUGAAGAGUUGCGAGUAAGGUAGGUGGUUGUCUGCUCUAUCACUCUGGGUUCUAGAUUCUGGUACGUGCUGGAAUCUUCCACCGACAUCCACCAGGUUCGAGCAUCAACCAGCAUCAGGUAGGACGUGAUUUGUGAGUGUACGCGUCAGAAUCGCCCUCCCAAUCACGUCACUUUUCGUUUGUAAGACCGAUUCUGCCUGUAUCCUGCCAUUCAGGCGAGUUCUAGAAGUUCCGAGUGGAAUGCUUCGUGAUCAUUCCCGAAUAUGUGCGAAGCCACGAUCACCGUCUCCUUUCUCCUUCCUCCAAGUAUAAAGCAAGGAUUCACAUCCUCCAAAGUUGGAAAUACUUCUCCAUCAGAACACACACAACAAUCACACACAAGAGCUUUUACACACUCUCGCAAACCAACUUCUCUUCAACAACUCUCUCCGUCAAACUGAACCACUUCUCCAACAAACCCACUACCCACCACCAAGCAAACACAAUGGCUGCCUUCUUCCCCCGCAACUUUUACAACACCGACAACACCUCUUUCACCCCUCUCUUCCGCCUCCUCGAUGACUUCGACAACUACUCUCGUCAGGGCCAGAGCGCUCGCCAGACCUCAAUCCCCCACUGGCAGCCCAAAUUUGAUGUCCGCGAGACCAGCACUGCCUACGAGCUCCAUGGUGAGCUCCCUGGCGUGAGCAAGGAGAACGUCCACAUCGAGUUCACCGAGCCCCAGACGAUGCUCAUUCGCGGCAAGACUGUUCGCACCUACACCUCUACCACCCCUGCUGCCGCCCCCGUUGAGGAGGCUAGCGAGACCGCCGCCAUCACCGAGGACAAUGAGGAGCAGCAGCGCCCCCACAGCCCCUACCAAGCGACCGUCGAGGACGAGUUCAAGGAUGUCUCUCACGGGUCCGACUCCGAGGCCACCAAGGAGGUCGAGAAGAAGCAGCCUGACGAGGCAGCUGUUGAAAAGACACAGCCCGCCGACAAGGUCAAAUACUGGCUUACCGAGCGCAGCGUCGGCGAGUUCGCCCGCAGCUUCAACUUCCCCACCCGGGUCGACCAGGACACCGUCAGUGCCAACUUCCAAGAGGGCAUCUUGACCAUUGUUGUGCCCAAGGCCAAGAAACACGAGUCCCGACGCAUCACCGUCUUCUAAGCGAUCAACAUUGGAUGGCAAUUGCCCACCUCAGCACACGGCACUCUGAUUAAAUUUGCAACGGCAUUUGCUUGGACCAGCCAGGGUUUUAAUAAAUCAGUUUCCUGAGCUCAAGUUGCAUGGAUCCAUGUUUUUGGAAUGCGCAGCACAUUUCUUUGCGACUCGUUGAUAGCUUCUGGGCUCUACACACUCCCUUGUACACUAGCACAAACCAUAAUAACUACCAAAGAGAUUAAAUUGAACUAAACAAUCCUUUCUUAAAU
Messenger RNA from Ilyonectria robusta, 1420 nucleotides. Its product is annotated as HSP20-like chaperone. The record is from RefSeq and is a predicted model, not a curated record. NCBI's taxonomy places the organism in Eukaryota, Fungi, Ascomycota, Sordariomycetes, Hypocreales, Nectriaceae. The transcript has a single exon. Gene Ontology annotation, biological process: protein complex oligomerization; response to salt stress; protein folding. Bases 492 to 1157 code for a protein of 221 amino acids.